AUGGACAGUAAUGCAGCAGAGAAAUCUUCAAAAGAAAUAAUUGAAGAUCUUCAAAGACAGUUAUUGACAGAAAAAAAUAGAAAUAGAACAUUAGUAGAAGAAUUAAAACAAUUAAGAGACUCACAUGCAAGAAUUCAAAUAGUAACAGAGAAUGAAGAAGAGUAUAUUACUAAUAAAUUUAUGAAAUAUUUGAAUCAAUUGAAAAAAGAAAAGGAAGAACUUGCCUUAAAAGUGGAACAAGAGGAAGAAUACCUUACAAAUACUCUUCAAAAGAAAAUGUUAACUAUUAUGAAAGAAAAAGUCGAUCUUGAAAAUCAAUUAGAACAAGAAGAAGAAUUCAUUGUAAAUAAAUUACAAAAACAAAUUCAAGAUGUAAUGAAAGAUAAAAAAGCAUUAGAAAAAAGAUUAGAAAAUGAAAUUAAUGAUCAUAGAUCACUUUUGAAAUUACAAGAUGAGGUAAUUGUAUUAAGAGAUAAAAUCAAAGAACUUGAAUCUAAUGGUAAUAAAAAAGAAGAUAUUGAUGCAUUAAAAGCUGAAAACUUUGUAUUAGGUCAAAAGAUUAUUAGAGAACAAGAAAAACUUUCAAAAGUUAAUUCAGAAAAUACUAAAUUAAUGUCAAAUUUAGAAAUUGAUGACGAAAGAAAUUUUAAUAAUAAAUCUAAAAGAAAUAGAAGUAUAUCAUUCCCAACAUCAAUGGCAUCAACAACUACUACAACAACUACAUCAAUUACUUCAUCAACCACAUCAAUUACUUCAUCGACUUCAUCAAUAAAUUCAUCAGGUUCAUCUUCAACAAACAAUACAUGUAAUAAUAAUAGUAGUAGUAAUAUACCAACAUCACCAUUAAGUUGUAGUAGUAAUAGUAGUGGUGGUGGUGGUGGUAGUGGAAGUUUAAAUAAUAGUUGUAAUAGUAAUUGUAGCAAUAGUAGUAAUAGUAGUAAUAACAAUUGCAACAACAACAACAACAAUAAUAAUGGAAAUUCAAAAUUAAGUACAGGUGUACCAAUUACAAGAUCAAGAUCAUCAUCAUCAAAUUCAAAUCCAUGUUUAAUUACAAAGAUUGUCAAAGAAGGUUGGUUAAAGAGAAAAUCAAUUAGUAGUUCAAAUCAAGAAACUUUAGAAAAGAGAUAUUAUGAAAUCUCAACCGAUGGUGAAAUGAGGGAAUAUUUCGAUGAAACUAAACAAAUUCCAACUUCACAAUACAUAAACUUAGAUACCUGCUUCCAAAUUGAUAUCGUCACUGAUAAUCCAAAUCAUCCAGGUUAUUCCGAUAUAAAAUUAUACAUCAAAACAAAUUCAAUCUCUCCUGUUGAAAUUAUUACUUUUUCAACUUCUUCAAAUGAUUGUAAUGAUUGGAAAGAUACAAUUUCAUCUUUAAUGCCAUUAAAAAGAUAA
Molecule: messenger RNA, 1395 nt
Organism: Dictyostelium discoideum AX4
Lineage: Eukaryota; Evosea; Eumycetozoa; Dictyosteliales; Dictyosteliaceae
Gene: rcdII
Product: PH domain-containing protein
Exons: 5
Coding region: 1-1395 (464 amino acids)
Cellular component (GO): membrane
Source: RefSeq, a predicted model, not a curated record